This is a messenger RNA of Pocillopora meandrina, 1810 nucleotides long. NCBI's taxonomy places the organism in Eukaryota, Metazoa, Cnidaria, Anthozoa, Scleractinia, Pocilloporidae. The record is from the annotation of a GenBank genome assembly.
AUGAAAGUGAUGAAGGAAACUAAGAGAGACUUCAAAUUGCAAGGUAAAACCUGAGAGCUAGCGUGACAUUCAGUAAUCUAACAAUAAUCUAACAAAUACAGCAAUACAGAAUCCAGGUGUGAAGAGAGUCAUGUAAAUAAAUAAGCUUUGACGUGUCGAUAAAAUAGAACUUUUCACGUUUGUCAGAUAAAAGAGAAUAUUGACAUUAGGGCUCAAUAACCUUAUUUUCGUUGAAUUUUUCAGAACGGUAAUUUCAAGGGCCAAGAUCUAUUACAUAUAACUCACCGAAAAAAAGAUUUAACAAAAGGAAUCCGCGCAACCACCAUGGUUUAAACCUUUGUGUAUUCGUUGCACAUUAGGUUUCUUUGUCCGUACGUAAAUUACCCGUGAAUCGAUUGGCAAAUCAUGCAAAUUCGGAGCGAAUACUUCUAGUUCGCUGUUUAAUUAGUUUCACCUCGAUGCACUAUUUUUUGGACGGCCGAGGGCACUUAAGUAAGAGUAGAUUUCAGAGCUAGUCAAUUUCAGCUUUUUAGAGCUUGUCACAACACCCCUCAAAAUCCAGGGAUUUGAUUCUGAUCUCUUGUCGCUCAAGAGAAAUGGUGUGCCUUACUCCGUAAUCACAAAAUGAAACCUUCAAUUUAUUUAUUACGUUCAAUUUGUAUUAUUGAUAAUACACCCUGUUUCUUGUUUUGUUCUCUCAGAGAUGGAUACAACAGAGAAUCUUACAAACGCAACCCCAGAUGCACUCCAAACCGAAGAGUUUACAUCCGUAACCGAAAUUACCCCGGGAGUAACGAAUAUCGUUGCAGCGUUGUUUGUUGCUCUACAGAUGCCAGUUGCCCUUGGAGGAAACUUCAUCGUCAUUGCAAGCUUUUACACGUUUAGGGACCUGCGCACAAAGUGCAACUUUUUCAUUAUCUCUUUAGCAGUCAGCGAUAUUUUGGUUGCGUUGAUCGCCAUGCCUUUUUGGUUAACUCUCCAAAUAACCCAGAAUGUAUGGAUUUACGGUGACACGCUAAAACAAUUUUGGGACUGCAUGGACAUUCUGUGCGGAACAGCGUCUAUAAUGAACUUGACUGCGGUCAGUUUUGACCGACAGUUGGCGAUCACUUCUCCGUUUGCUUAUCCUAAAAUCUUGACGACACGGCGUGUUAUCUGUCUUAUAUUCUUUGUUUGGUGUUAUGCUGCAACCAUUUCAUGUUUGGUUCUUAUUUCAAGUGAUGAGCACGAAUGGCCGUAUCCCAAUUAUUUAUGGUUCGUAUCCGUCUUGAGUUUCUUUCUCCCUUUAGUCAUUAUGCUAGUUAUGUACGCUCGGAUUUACUUGGUAGCACGUUACCAAGCAAGGCAAAUAGGAAGAAACUACGCCACAGAUAUCAAAGCCGCAAAAACGAUUGCGGUUGUGAUAGGUGGAUUUGUUAUCUGCUGGCUCCCGUUCUUUAUAGUAGUUUUAUCUUAUGCAAAUCGCACGAAUAUUCCUCUCAGUUUCCUAAACGUAGUCAAGUGGUUGGAAUAUUUAAAUAGUUGUCUGAAUCCAGUAAUUUACACCUGUUUAAACCGCACUUAUCGUAGUGCUUUUAAAAAAUUGCUUCGUCGCUGUCGUUCGAAAAUCAAGAGGGAUCAAAGAGAACAGUCAAAGAGUAACACCAUGUCAACCAUUUCGCCCAUCGUUUCGAUAGGCGAAACACAAGCACCGUUAACUCUUGUGGAACGAGAAUGUUUUUCCAAUCCAAACGAACCCAAAAGCCCAACUGCUAGGACAAAUGACGAUGUCAGUGAAAACAUUCCUCUGAAAGUAACUGGUCCUAGCUAA